This is a messenger RNA of Pomacea canaliculata, 1201 nucleotides long. Its product is annotated as centromere protein P-like. The coding region runs from base 325 to 1143 and encodes 272 amino acids. Lineage: Eukaryota; Metazoa; Mollusca; Gastropoda; Architaenioglossa; Ampullariidae. The transcript has 9 exons. Gene Ontology annotation, cellular component: chromosome, centromeric region; nucleus. The record is from RefSeq and is a predicted model, not a curated record. Gene Ontology annotation, biological process: CENP-A containing chromatin assembly.
UAGCGUCCCUUACCAAGCGCACACUAUUUUGAUAUUUCGUGAUGUGUGGUAGUAAAACAGCAUCCUGAAUCAGCCGAAUGUUGCAGCUAUCUUAAAAGAAUUUUUAUUCAUUUAUAGUUGACAGUUUUGGACGUACCACUUCAAUUGAACCAAGCUUACGCAGUUCUGUAACUGGCAUGGAUUGAAACAGCCGCACACACACAUCACAGCUAUCUGCUUUAUAAAUAAUAGUAUAACAAAGCAAAUACCUUUUGUUAGUUUUGAAGAACACAGAAGUGAAUACUUGCAUUUGGGACCUAAAGCAGGAAAUGCUUGAUUCUAGAUAUGGAUAAUUAUGAGCAGCUUCUGCAGGAACUUGAAGCUGAAAUUCGAUUGCUGGAGCAAAAACACCAUCAGUUCAGCUUACAGAAGCAAGCAGCUGACAUUUCAUUGACCUCACGUUCGCAAGAUAGUCUAGCAGAAGAAGUACACAGGCUGGAACAACUGGUGAAGGAAAAUGAAAUUCUGACAGGACUCACAAUUUCGGAAGCAACAUCCGUUGUAGUUGAACAAGAUUUAACUUCCUCUCUUCGGCAGCAUACUAUAAAUGGGGAAGCAAGAGGCAUGCAAUUCAAACUUCAGUAUGAUGUUCGUGAGAAACUGUCACAGAUAGGCCAAAAGGAUCCAAGGGCACAAAUAUUAAUGUUGGAAAUGGAUGUUCGUGAUGACAUGGUUGCUCUGCUGCAGACUGAAUUAUUCAGUGUUGCAGCAGAUGUUAGCGUUCGAGAGUUGCUGCAGCUGCUUGCAUCCUAUGGAGCAUGGGUAGAGGAUCGAGAACGAGCCAUAAAUCACUUUACUGCCACAUAUCCAGAAAUUGCUUGCCGUAAAGAGCGGGAAGAUGGCUGCAGCAUAGACCUUAUACUAAGAGAUCCUAAGCAAGACCUAAAAUUCCAAGUCAUUUGGGGGCUAAGAGUUCUGCCAAUGAAGAGUGUAGUACCAUGUGUCCAGCUGGAGGUUGAAGCAUCACCUGAAGUACUUGCCAAAGACCAAAAGGGCACUCUUUCCUCUGCAUCGUCUGUAUUUAAACUCAUGUGUAAAAAGUUUGGCAUCGAGCGAGCACUUUAUAUGAUGAUCAAACUUUUGGAUGAUUCACAAGACCAGUGAUAGUGAUGGUGAUUAGAAAAAAACUGAAAACUAGAGCUUAUUAAACAAAAAUAUGUAG